CCACACAGUAGGUUUAGAUAAUACACACAGGCAUGCACACAUACAAAGAAGGAAGCAGCGAGUCGGCACACGCGCCAUCCGCUUUCGGAUCCACAACGUGCCCACGCGCCAGUUCUCUCUCAUCCCUCCCUGCCGAUGACCUCUCGGCCCAACUCAGCCAGCCAAAUGACCGAUCAAAAACCAUUAUCCCCGCUGCCCGACAGGACCACCACAAGACACGACAGCACCAGCAUUAAACCGCCAACGCUCCCAAAACCUGCUCUCCGCCACCCACUGCUGGUGGUGGUGGCGGUGGUGGUCUCAUUCUCUCCCGGCAAAGGAAUCCCCUCCCAGCCCUCAGGCAAGUGUGUCGGUGGCCGCUUGUCCGUGUCGGUGCGGUUGCUGUCGUUGUCGGCAUCAGCCGGCUCUCCGUCCCAGUGCAUGUCGUCGUGAGGAGCGGUGUAGUUGAAGGCCGAUGGGUUGGGCUGGAACUGCAGGGGCGACGAGGGCGGCCGGGCGAACUCCUCGGCUAACGCGAAGAAGGCCGGCUUGGGGCGGAACUCCUCAUCGAACAACAAAGCGUGCUGCUCCGGACCUCGCCAUGAAAACCGGUCCGAUGCACCUACAACCAGACACACACAGUGAGUGAAGGUCACACACACUUUCUUGUUCCCUGUGUGUGGGUAUGGUAUGGGAAUAUAUUGGGUGGUUUCCUUCUCACCCCAAGUGGACAUCAUCGUGCAGAUGUGGCUGUAGUCGAGACAGAGCCUGGUGACCUGCCGGUAGAGGGCGGCCUGCUUGUCGAGCGACGCACGGUUCCAUCGCGGGCAGGGGUCGCCGUAGGGCGAACAAUUGAACUCCAACUCGGUUAUGUGGACUGAACACACGGGAGGAAAGGGGAAUGGGCGUCUGUGUGUGGGCGUGUGUUUCUUGGUUGCUGGCUGAUUGAUGUGAUGUGUCAUCUUACCUUCGAGCCCCAGUUGUCCUAGUCUUUGGAAGUUGUAGGCGAUGCCCUCAAAGGUGCCCGGCUCGUCAAACGCACUCAGGCAGAAAUGCAUCUGGACGGAUACGCACCUUUGCCUUUUGCCGUCUGUCUGUCUGUCUGUCUUUGUGUGUUGGCUGCACUCACUUGUAUGCCGACUCCGUCGAUGGGCACUCCCCUGCUCUUCAUGUCCCGCAGCAAGAGGUACACCGCGUUGCUCUUCUCCCGCAUCCAGCCGUACCUUAACGAAUGCAGACAGACAGACAAACAGACACACACAAGGGGGGCCAUUCCAUUAUGGAUGUGCUGGUAUGGUAUAUUGGCCUGGCCGACGGACAUGCUGGCGAUGUUAUAGUCGUUGUAGAUGAGUUUGGCGGUUGGGUUGACCCGCCUCGCCGUCUUGAAGGCCAGCUCCAGGUAGUCGGGGAUCAGGGGAAACCACUUGUUACCCCGACGCACCCCGUCAAGACUCGCCGUCACACCUCCUGGAAACUCGUCCGCAACCCCUGCAACACAACGACACACACAGAAUCAUCCACAACCAUCUCUGCCCAUCAUAGUCUCUCUUUUUUCACGUCGUACCCUCAUUGAUGACGUCGACGGCGUAUGCGUCUGGGUAUCUCGCCAUGACCUUCUCAAUAUGCCCGACCGUCCAGGCCCGCAGCUUCCUGGGGCUGAAACUGCCCUUGUCGAGCCAGUCGGGCAAAUGGUCCCACCACAGCAGCGUGUGCAGCCGGAAGUACUUGCCGUUCUCCACCGCAUAGCGAUAGACGGCGUCACACUUGUCCCAGACGUAGUGGUCGGGCCCCUGGGGCGUCAGCUCCUUGAUCUUGCACUCGGCCUCGGGCGUCACUGAGGAGAAGUGCCUGACCAACAGCUUCUUGUAAUCGGUGUCAUUGAGCUUCCCUGAGCUGGCCGCCACUCCCAGCAGCACACCAGAGCUGCGGGAGAUGCUCGCGAGCGCAGGAAUGAGCUUGUCGGUGAAGCCGUCACUCCUCCACUCGCUGUCGCUUUUCUCGGGUGUUGCCUUUGCGGCCAUGGCGUCGGUGACGUGAGCGGCUCUCCUCCUCCACUCGAGCAGGCAGACGGCCAGGAGCACAGCGUCAUACAGCUUCAUUGGCUGAUAGGGUGGCGCGCGCUGCCCACACCGCACCGCAGGCACAUCCAAGAGGGCCGUCCGCAGCCCGGCCCGCCUUCCCUCCUCCCGCCUCGGUGCCGCGCCGUCCGCUGACUGACCUGACUCGCCCAACCGGCUGUCGUCGAAAAAGGGCGAAACCAGGCGCAGUUUCCGUGCUGCGGAUGUCAGGACUCCCCGCGGGAGGAGGGGAGGGACAGAGAAGGGAAAAACCG
Molecule: messenger RNA, 2311 nt
Organism: Vitrella brassicaformis
Lineage: Eukaryota; Vitrellaceae
Source: the annotation of a GenBank genome assembly